AUUCUGAAUAUUUAUUUGUUUGUUAUGAUAGCAUAUUUGUUGUUCCUCGAAAUUACUUUUCUCCAUAUGGGAGAUCAGGAAGGCGAUCGUGAAUCUUUUUCUCUAUCUCUAUCGUGAACUCGAAAAAAGUGGACGCUAUUCUAUGUAUUCUUUCAAAUUGGAAAAUGUUCACUUUUCACGAAUUCAAACUGGAGAAAAAGAUUCGUGAUCGACUCCCAGAAACUCGUAGGAGCUUGGCUAAUUCGAUAGGUCGUACGUUUGGAUGUCUACUGGCUGUCUAGGUCCGGAUGAUUAAGCAUCCAGAUCGAACGAUAAGCAACUGUCGCGUUUUUACGUUCACCCUGUCCCGCUCGUGAUGACGCGAUCGCACCCGCAUUGCCGCACACCGUUCGCCGAAAAGACCUUAUAUAUUAAUUACCACUUCCUCUAUACCGGUUGCCAACCCCCGCUGUCGAUCCGGUUUCCAGAUAAAAAUUAUUGGCGGGCAUGUCCGCUGUUUCGUCCGAAUGAAUUUUAUAUGAAAUACAUCACUCGAUCUUCGAUAAUUAGAUCUUAAUCUUCAAUGAAUAACAUCUUCAGAUGAUUAAAAUCGAAAAUAUACGCAUAUAUGGAAUUUUCGAGAAUCACAGAUUAUGUUGAUGAUUUUGCGUGUAGCCUCGGGAAGUCCACGAGUGACGCAAACGAGGUGGAACCUCUAGCUUAAUUUCCUGGUUGCGAGAAUGAUGGUUACAGGCGCCGAUUAAUGAACUCUUUAUUGUCCUUACUGGUUUAUUUAGAAAGGAUCAAUUUCGAGCGGUGUCUUGUAUGUGAUCGGAUAGUCUAGCUAGUUGAAAGUCAAAAAUUAGCUCGUGUUAUCGAGAGCCGCUGUCGAUUAUAAAGGCAGCGAUUGUCAACGACGAAUAAUGAAUAACAAAUAACGAAUUUCGAGAAUGUUCUCGAAAAAGUCGGACAAUGCGAGAAGUAGUAGACAACAAACAUAAACAGUCUUACGUCUCUCGCCAAGGCAAAGAAUUUAAAUUAGAAAAUGAUACAGAACAGAUUGUUUAAAGUGAACUUUCGACGAAAUAUAUCAAUAUUGCUUAUAAAAUCAAACGUUUGAACGUCAGGAUUCCUGUUGGUAAUUAGAAACUUAAAAAAGAAAACGAUAAAUAGAAUGAGACCAAAUAGCGAUGAUGUAACGUGUGUAAAAUAUAUUUGUAAGAGGCAGAUGCGACAGCAGAGCGUAGAGAAGUUUUCGAAAAGAAGUUGAUGAAAAAAAGCAAGGAAAAUUGUAGAACGACUCGUUACUUGUCGCUUCUCCUCGACUAACGAUAACUAUUAAUUAUAAUAAUUAUUUCUCAAAACAAGCAAUAUCGAUGGCAAUGAGUUACCCUCUCGAGCAACGAGCAGCAUGGUGGGUCGAGCUACUCUUGGGAAAAUAACCUCGCCAACCCUGCUGGAAGGUCACCUGAUCGCCACCGAGAGCAAGACGCGAAGGUGGCAAUAAGGUCGAUCGGCGGCCAGUCAGGGGGUCACAGAGAGCGGCUGUGAACGGAAAGAGCAGUGGCCGCGAGGAAAUCGGCGCGGCGCACUAAUUACCGUCGACGAAAUUAGCGGUUAAUAUACGCGCGUACACACGCGGAACGGGGGGUAGUAGUUUGAUUGGGCCAAUUCGAGGCAAUUCCUGGCGAUUGCUGAUUUCAUUGAGCUUGCGCUUAAGAGCUCUCAGUGCCACGCCGCCGGCCAACCGACAUGGAUCUCAUCUCUUCGAGGCGACCAAGGUGCGCGCCGCGUCGCGACGCCCUCCGUCGUCGCGAUCGUCGCGUACUGAUCGGCAUCGGUUGACUGGCGUGCGAUGAUCUUUUUCUUCCCUUUUCCGUCUCACCGUCGUUAAAGGCUUUUCAGUAUUAGAAAAGGGUGCAACUCACCGGACGCUUCAUCAGGUAUGUUCUUCAAGCUAUACUAAGUUACGUUGUAAAACGAGGUAAAGUGUGCGCUUAAAACGAAGUAAACAUUAUUUGACACUCGGUGGAAGAGAGAGGAAAACGGGAGGAUCGCAAGACGGUUCGGAAGAUGCAGCUGUAGAAGAGCAGACGGUAUUGACUUCGAGAUGUUUGUUCGCACGCGGGAUUAAUGAUAUCAUAACACGGCUGGAACGUUUGAAAACCGAUGGAUUUUACUCGGCUUCCACUCCGGAAUUUAAAUGUCGCGUUAACGUUACGCGUGCGGGAAUGCACAUCCUGUACGAAGUGCCAAUGAACUUCCGUUGCAGAACUUGUCCUCGUCGUCUGCAUCGCGGGAUCAACGGGAGAGGACGAUCUCGGGGGAACUUAACUUAGAGGGAUAUCGACCGGGACACGGACCGGUUCACGCUGCAAACGACAAUGAAUACAAAACGAACGAUUAAUAAGAAAAUUAAUGGAGAGAGAAGAGAGCGGACAAAUCUGACGACGGAAGAAUUUCGGAUCGAAGCACUCUGCCGGACGAGAGCUUUCUCAGAGCUCAAACAUGCUAUCGCAGCUCUCCGCAGCCAUUCGAAGAAAUUCACAGGGCCUCCGAUCUAACCACCGCUACUAAUUGCGAAUCAAUGGGAAGAAAGUGAAAAGGCCGAUGACAGCCUUUGGCGAGUAAACGGAUUUGCGACGAAAAGGGAAUAUGAACGAAAGCGCGAAUCGUCGAUCGUCCAUCGACGAGACGGAAACGCAGCGGCUACGCAACGAUCAGGUUGGUCCCCCGGGUUCCCAGGGACCGGCACACUUCCGACUAAUUCCCACGGGCCCGACCUGUCUACCCCCGCGCGUUGACCUCGCACCCUUUUUCGCGCGCAAGUCGGAGGCGGUCGCUGCGGCGAGCGGCCGUGGGGCCCGCGGGGGGCAGGAGCGGCGGUGGACCGGAGUGAGGCAGCAUCACCGCGCCCGCAUGGAACGCGGCGGCGGCCGUGGCGACGAUCGGUCAUCGCCGGCCAGGAUUGGCCGGGGCCCGAGUAUGGGGGCGGCCUGGCCGGCGCGUCGUCGAAAAUAUAAGCCUGUGUGAGUGGCGGCUGAUUAGCCAGAGUGUCCGGGACGGAGUAGUGGCGCGAGAGUGGUGUCCCGAUAGCGAGAAGAGAGGAUAUACGGUUCGGGGAGAGAGCGAGCGGAUGCGCGUCGGGGAGUCGGCUCUCCGCGGCUCGCACUGGCGGAGAGGUGGUGUGGAGCAGUCGUAGUCUUUCCCGUCGUCGUCGUCGUCGUCGUCGUCGGUCCUCCAAGCAGGUCCCGUGCCGACGAGCGCAUAUCGCGCGAGUUAACGCCGCUUAAAACUAAUCAAAAUUAAUCACAAGCCGGGCAACAAUUGAUCGCAAUUGCCGCGCAAGACUCCGCGUCGUCGACGUCGCCGCGGCCGUCGUCACGGUGUGCGUACAGGCGGAUCGCUUCUUCCUUCCUCCCGCGACGAGAGGGCGGCUCCACCACCGGGAACCGGGAAGCGGAGUCGCUGAAGCGCGCUCGAGAGACCCGAGGAAGAACAGUCGACGCUCACCGUUGCUCCGGGCUCUUAAUUCAAUCGGGGCGGUCGGCGAUCCCCCGCAAUCAAAAUUCACGCUCGACCGGCGGGCGUGUCAGUUGAUGAAGGAAGCGAAGAGGAAGAAGAGACUUCACGAUAGAUCGCAUCUCGUGGACGAUGAACUGUGACAGCCGUAAUUGCGUGGCGGGCUAAUCGGUUUAGUUAAUCGAUCACCCGUGAGUCGAUCGGAUUAUCGGUGUUGGUGAACGUUCAUCAAGGUUACCGUUUGGUGGGGAAUAUCGGCUCGUCGUUUGUGCCCGCUCGAGAGGAUCUCAAUGCUUCGCAGCCGGGUCGAAGCGCCGUUCCCAACGACUUGAUUUCUUCCUCCUCCGGUUUUUCCGGACGGGAACUCGUUUUUCCGCUCCUCCGGGAAAAAGAAAAAAAAAAAUACAUCGGACGCGUCGAUUUCAGGGCAAUCAGGCGGCCUGAGGCAAAUUUGAAGUUAUGAUUUCGCGGGGGAUACCUCCGCGCUUCGGCUCCUCGGGAGGAAGAACAAUCGGUUGCCAGAAGUCGUCGGAAGUGUGAAUCAGCCCGAACUCGUCACCGUCCAAUUCCCGGUGCGAUCCGCUCGAAUUUCCGCUUCGAAUUGGAUUAUCCGCCUAGUUGCGCCUUCGCCCGAAGGCUGAAAGCCGCACCUCAGAUUCAAGCUCGGCAGCUGAGAAGGAAGCGCGAAGAUGGACGGCGCUCCUUUCGACGACCCGCUCUUCUCGGACUUCGGGGCGCGCGGCGGCAGCGGGGUUCACAGCAUCCAGGUGAUGCUGGGCCUGCACAGCGGCCAUCACGGCGGCGACCUGAUGCCGAGCGGCGGGCACAUUCACAAGCUGGACUCGCCCAACAGCCCGUCGGCGCAUCACCAGCACCACCAGCUGCAGCAGCAGCAGCAGAAGGAGCUGAAGGAGCUCGAGCUGUCCGGCAUGUACGCGCCCAUGGCGCAGGCCCAAGACGUCACAACGUCCACGACGUCCGGCAGCGUGACGCCGACCUCGACGACGCUGCAGCAGGGCCUGCAGCUGGGCAACGCGCUCGGCAAGAGGAAGCCGGACGAUCCCAUCAACGCCCUCGCCCCCGUCAGCAGCGAAGCGCAGCCAGCCAAGAAGGAUUCGAAGAAGAAGACUGACAGUAACAACAUUAAAAAGAAGAAGACGAGAACGACCUUCACGUCUUUCCAACUGGAGGAAUUGGAGAGGGCCUUCGAGCGGGCGCCUUACCCGGACGUGUUUGCGCGCGACGAGCUCGCCAUGAGGCUCUCCCUGUCGGAGACACGCGUGCAGGUGUGGUUUCAGAACCGUCGCGCCAAGUGGAGGAAGAAGGAACCGCCGCGCAAGACCACCGGUUAUAUGGCCGCGGGAUCAGCCAGUCCCGGUCUGUCAGGUUCCUUCACGUCCCUGAACAACACCCUGAACCCGUUCGCGUCGCAGACCACGGCCGCGGCACCGCCGGACGCGUGGCCGUACUCACCCGCCUACGACCUGGCGCCGCACUUGAACCUGCUGAGCCCGUCCAACUCGCCGUACUCGACCUCCACGUUCGGCGGUGGGCCCGGGGCCGGCGGCAACGGCGGCGCCUACUCCUACGCCGCCAGUAUGCUGCCGCAGCACGACGCGGCUACCGCCGCGCUCUUUUCCACUCCGGCGGCGGCCGGUGCGAACGCGAUGCGCGUCCACCAGGACUACAUGAGCCCGGCCGGCGGCGGCGGUGGCAGCCCGCCACCGCCGCCGGGUCCAGGGCCGCUCACCCGCGCCGACUACCAGACGAUGGUGACGACGCACUCGCCGCCGGGGCACCACGGGCUCGGCAACUCGGGCAUGUCCGAGGACGAGCACGGCGGCGGCUGCCUCGCCGACAAGUACGCGCACGAGCAGACCGACUACGGCCAGCAGCAGCAGCAGCAACAGCAACAGCAGCAGCCGACGGAGCAGAAACCCGAUUACGGUAUGCACUCGCCGCAGGCGCGCCAGGCGAUGAAGGAGCACCAGGUGAUGGUGAAGAGCGAGCCGAACAGCCAGCAGAGCUACGUGCCGUUGCCUCCUUUUAUGAACUGACUCGCGGCCUCCUGCGCUCUAGAUCACUUCUAGGCGGUCCGCCGCCUCCCGGACGGCGGCGCGACCCGUCGGUGUCUCGCGAGCGCGACGAGUAUUAGAGUCCAUGGUACGCGGGCUCCAAAAUUUCACACCCUCAUCUUUGCCUCUAUCGUAAGAGAAGGGAGCGGCUCCCCCGGUAAGUCGGUCAGUCGUCUCUCACGACGAUGCUUCGCCGACGCACGGACGACUUCGACAGCGUUCCCGCUGGGAACUCCGCACGGGUCGUGAGUAACGUGAAGGGGAUGAGUGAACUCGCGCGCUCGAACGUCGUCCGCGAAUUCGCUCUCGCGAGCGAGCGAUCGCGUGGAACCGAUUCCGCCGCUUUCGACCGGAGAAGUCGACGUCGUGUCUCGUAUAUAAGGACGUCACGAGAAGAGAAAGAGGGAGGAUAUGAGAUACCGUUUUAUUUAAAGAGAGGAGGUCGAGGAAGUUGUGUAUCUUUAAACCGCUCUUACUUCUGUUAUUUCGAAGCGCGCGAUUGAAGCUAGGAUUACGUGACCGUGUCAAUUUCUCGUGAUCACGCCCGAUCUAUCCGUUUCGGGAGCUUCCUCGAAUCGGAACGCUCGGGCGGAACGAUACACAUAAAGUUACGCAAUCUGAGACGCGAAAGGUAUGAGGUAGAAAUUGUCGCUCUCGGCGUGCGUGUUCGGUUCAACACCGAUAUGGGAACUCGGUUUAUUCGUGUCUCUUCAGCGCGCCAUUGUCGAGGAGCGACGGUGUCCUCCUCGAGUCUACUCGGUUAACGACGGAACGCCGUAAGCGAGAGGAAGCAAAAAAAAAGUGGAAAAUGCAUUAUUACGGAUUCGUAACAAUUCGGUUCGUCGAUAUUUACGUGCCUUCGAAGAGUAAUUAACGCCUCACGCAGUGUCUUUAUAUAAGAAAUGUGAAUUUUAAUCAAAAUAAUCUUGCCUUGUAUCGCGAUGUAUUCGAUUUUUAUGUGAGAAUAAUUUGUAAUAAAUGAAUGAGUGAUAUGAA
Dinoponera quadriceps is the source of this 6572-nucleotide messenger RNA. It is a transcript of the gene repo, whose product is annotated as homeobox protein aristaless-like. Gene Ontology annotation, biological process: regulation of transcription by RNA polymerase II. The record is from RefSeq and is a predicted model, not a curated record. Lineage: Eukaryota; Metazoa; Arthropoda; Insecta; Hymenoptera; Formicidae. The transcript is spliced from 5 exons. The coding region runs from base 4191 to 5558 and encodes 455 amino acids. Gene Ontology annotation, molecular function: DNA-binding transcription factor activity, RNA polymerase II-specific; RNA polymerase II transcription regulatory region sequence-specific DNA binding.